This is a messenger RNA of Solanum lycopersicum (tomato), 475 nucleotides long. It is a transcript of the gene CCH, whose product is annotated as copper chaperone. NCBI's taxonomy places the organism in Eukaryota, Viridiplantae, Streptophyta, Magnoliopsida, Solanales, Solanaceae. Gene Ontology annotation, molecular function: metal ion binding. The record is from RefSeq and is marked validated.
CAGAAAAUCAAAAGGUCAAUUUUUUUCUCUCAAACUUUGUAUAUCACCAAUUUUUUUCUCUUGAAAAACCUCACAAGCUUCUUCUCAAUUCAACCUCAUCAUGUCUCAGACUGUCGUUCUCAAGGUUGGCAUGUCAUGCGAAGGCUGUGUUGGUGCUGUGAAAAGGGUUUUGGGGAAAAUGGAAGGUGUAGAAACUUUCGACAUUGAUCUGAAGGAGCAAAAGGUGACUGUGAAGGGCAAUGUUCAACCAGAUGCUGUUCUCAAGACUGUGUCAAAGACUGGAAAGCCAACAUCUUUCUGGGAAGCAGGCGAAUCGGCUCAAACAGAAGCUGUUAGUACAGCUUGAUGGUGUAUAAUGACUUGGAAUUGUAUGUUAAGGCUUGAGCAAUAUAUGACUUUAUCAAGAAUUCUCCUAUGUAAUAGUUUGAAAUCAGAAUUGCAAUAAGUUGUUUGAGAAUUUUAGUGUUGUUUUCUA